AAUAUUGAAAUAUAUUCAUGAAAAAUCUACAUUUAAAAAAUGCAAAUGGGAAAUGAUAUAAAUAUUGAAUGUAUAAUUAUUUCAUAGCAUUGUCAGAUAAGGAGUUGCGAGAGCUAAAAAUUGUCUCACAGUGGUAUGACAGCAACGAAAGAGUUUUUUUUAAAGUUUUAAGGACACGCCCCUUCGUGGCACUACUUUUUAAAAUAGGAUUACGUUUCAACGAAACCACGAGAGUUGGAUCAAUUGCAGUUCUAAUCUCUUUGAUAAGAGGAAUAAUCUUCAUACAUUUAUCGCAUUGUUCCACUCGAUGUUUCUUGGUUCCUUAUUUUUCAAUUAAUUUUUUCUUAAUUUUGUUCAGAUAAGGAGUUCCAAGAGCUAAAAACUAUUGUCUCACAAUGGUAUGACAGCAACGAAAGUGUGCCUUUGCUGAAAGUGUUGUUCAGAGACAAGAUAGACAAUUACGAGCUAUCACCAGCAACUCACACGAUGGACCUGCUGAUUAUAUUACUUGCACGUGGUCAUCUGAGUUCACAGAAUCUUGGACUCCUGUGUGAUACUAUUAGCAUAACCAACCAGUUUGGUCUUUUAAGGAAGAUUAAACAAAAGCUGCCAUCAUUCCCAGAUGUUGAGGAAGGAACCAUUUCAAAAAGAUUCACAUCUCACAGACAAAUGGUAAUGAAAUUUGGAAAGGUACUGACCCCAGAUAAUGUGACGCAGAUCGAUCAAUUUUAUAAUACGCCUCCUAAGAAGUAUAAAGACGGCUGGAGUAUGAUCAACGAUCUAGAAGACCAACAGAAAAUCAGCGAAGAAAAUAUGAAGGAAUUCACUGAUUCACUGAAAAUCCUUGAGCUCAGUUUGGCAUUAAAAGCACUAACAGAAGUGUAAUUAACUCACUAGUGAUGUCGGAACUCAGCUGAUGAUGUUUUUCGUUAAGCCAAGCCAAACUAAAAGAUUCCGAUGUUGGUACAUAUUCUUGAUUGAAGUGAAAAGAAAUAAAAUAUUUAAGCAGAAAACUUAUAUCAAUACAUUUGUCAUUACAUUGAUGAUGAAGUUGAUUCGGCACUACUGUAGUUCUUACUCAAAAGACUUCUGGGUAACACCAGAUAUGUCAGUCGUCAUCAAGCCUGCAAAUCUAAUUCGUAUUUAUCAGUACAGUAUCUGAAACAAUCAUUUUGUCACUAUCACAAUGCAGGAAGUUUGAUCAAGGCUGGCGUAAUCUGAAAGACUACCAAAUGAAGUCAGGCGGAGGUUCCAGAGAAAUAAAAGCAUGUAAGAAAUUACAUAAUGCAUGGAUAGCCAGUCUAACAUACAGUACUUACCUGAUUACGUCAGUACGUACAGCUCGUACACCAAG
Anneissia japonica is the source of this 1354-nucleotide messenger RNA. RefSeq lists its product as uncharacterized. The transcript is spliced from 2 exons. Lineage: Eukaryota; Metazoa; Echinodermata; Crinoidea; Comatulida; Comatulidae. The record is from RefSeq and is a predicted model, not a curated record. Bases 487 to 885 code for a protein of 132 amino acids.